GUGUUUGCUCGUCAAGGCAGACGGAAGCAGCAGCUUCAGCUUCCGACAUACGCGCGUGCCUCUGUGAUUCGCGAUUCCUCUAUCUAACAGUAUUCGAGAUUGUGUGAACAUUUCGAUGUUUUUGUAAUCGGGAGCAAAAGCAAAAGGUUUUGUGAGAUUCCGCUAGCUAACGGUACACACUGGCCAACGAUAAAUGUUACGCGCCUUAAAAAAAACACACAGCACCAGAGACUAACUAGCGAAUGAGUGUUUGUGCUAGUGCGCGUGUGUAUGCGUUUGUGUAUGUGUAUGUGUUCGCGUUUGUGUUCUGAAAUUGACUAGACAUAUGGUUAAAUUUACGAUCGAAUAAAUGAAUGCUAGAUUAUUAAUAUUACGUAGAGCGCACCUAAAUACACACCUCAAGACCGCAGAAGAGCCGCAAGACUUAAUAGAAAUAAUCUACAAAAUACCACGAAAAUAAACAAAUCAAAUAAUCACAAUGCGACGGCAACCUUUGGUGAUCUUUUUGCUGCUCAGCUGUGCGCAGUUGCAGGCAGAGAUUGCUCAUUCACCAUUGAUCAGCAAUCGCAUCAGUCCAGCUUCCUCACAGGAGACACAUGCCGCGAUCUCUGCAGUUUGCCCCCAGCGUUUGGCCUACGAGAAAAUGGUGAACAGCAUUGACGAUGUGGAGGAUCUGUAUGUGGAUGUGCCCGUCCACAUUGCCCUUGAGCAGAGGCAGAGGAAACGAUUCGCGCUGAAGUUAAACAACUCAACACCGCUGACGAUUCUGUUCUCGUUGCCUGUGGCACGUCAGCUUUACUACAAUCAAACAGCGAACGUCUUGCGACUUGCAACGCCCGCCAAGGGACCCGGCAUCGCCAUGGGCCGUUUGGUCCUCCCCUGUGCCCUUCGUGGCCAAUACGAUUUGUUUGUGCAGGCACGACAAGGCGGCGCUCUGAAGCUGGAGGCACAGGCCAAGCAUCCGCAGUCAUCGGCGAUGCUCAAUCACUCACAUCGCAUCGCCAUCCGCACUCAGAAUCGGGUGCGAAAACGUCAGUUGAUUGUUAAAUGGGAGCGUAGCAAAUUCGAUUACCAUGCAAUGCACUAUUGCUUGGUGGUUCAACAAGUUGGCACCGGGGAAGUCAACGACUUUGCCACCUUCUGCGAGGCAAUUUAUGCCUACACUCAACAACAUCAGCAGACAAAUUCGAGAGCUGCUUCUGCUCCCUGCUCGGGAGCCAGCAACAUGUUCGACUUGGUCUGGUCGCGAGCACCGAAGCGAGCUCGUCAUCUUAAUCCACGGCACAACCUGCACAUCGUGUGCACCGGAGCAAGGACGCAGCAACAACUUCGCGGACUUCAGCCCAACAGCAGCUAUCGACUGCAGAUCUUCGGCGUGGAUCAGCGGCUCCAGAACAUGACAUUACCCUUGGCCAGCACUCAGGUGCACUUCAAUCGCACCAACCCAACGGCACUAAGGGAGCAGAAUCUCUCUCUGCUUAAAAUUGGCGGAUUGCAUGGCGUUCAGGUGUACAGCUUUAAGGUGCCCACGACCACGCCUCCUCCGCCUUUUAUGCGCUAUCUGCUGUUGCCUUGUGCUGGAAGCGAGAUACGUGUGAAGCUGCUGCAUCACCAUAAAGAGGUCGCCAAUCUGGGCAACAUCUAUGCGCCCACCUAUAUCAAGCAAGAGGGCAUCAAACCCGGUCAACGAUAUCUCAUGCGAUUCGAGCCCAACAACGAGGACGAAGCGUUGAGGGCACAGAAAGUGCGCUUGGCUCUGAGCAGCGAGCGUCUAUUUCGAGAUCUCCCGGAACUGCCCAAGAACGUAACCGUAUUCAACGUGCGCACUCGCUGCACCAGCGCAACAUUAGCCUGGAACAGCUCUCCGGAUGAGCGCGCUCUGAGUUAUUGCGUGAUUGUCUUUAGUCUGCCGCAGCGAAGCGGUGUGGAAUACACAAAUUAUUGUAUGGACUUUGGAGCACUGCGAAUAACGCAGCACAAGAAUUUCAAGUUUAUACGCUGUCGCGAAAAGCAGCCCAGUCCAAACGAUAAGCUGGAAAUGGAGACGAUAUUCGGUUUAACGCCUGGCGAUAGCUAUUUGAUCUAUGUGACUGCCAACCUGAGUAUGGGCAAGCCGUUGCCUUAUCAGACGCUAACGGUGCACAUGGGCAGCCAGUGCGUGGACUUGGAGUCGCAGGAGCAGCCCGAGUACUACUAGGCGUAUGCGCAAUACGCUGCGAUACGCUGUCGAAGAAAGCAUUUGUCAAAGCAAGAAAUUAUCCGUCGUUGUAAAGCUACCUAAUCCACUCAACUACCAUAAACUGAAAACAAAAAGUAAAUCGAAAAAUCUAUCUAAAUACCAUAA
Molecule: messenger RNA, 2344 nt
Organism: Drosophila sulfurigaster albostrigata
Lineage: Eukaryota; Metazoa; Arthropoda; Insecta; Diptera; Drosophilidae
Gene: nord
Exons: 8
Coding region: 479-2197 (572 amino acids)
Molecular function (GO): protein binding
Source: RefSeq, a predicted model, not a curated record